This is a messenger RNA of Cercocebus atys (sooty mangabey), 1945 nucleotides long. It is a transcript of the gene GP5, whose product is annotated as glycoprotein V (platelet). Lineage: Eukaryota; Metazoa; Chordata; Mammalia; Primates; Cercopithecidae. The transcript is spliced from 2 exons. Gene Ontology annotation, cellular component: extracellular matrix. Gene Ontology annotation, molecular function: protein binding. The record is from RefSeq and is a predicted model, not a curated record. The coding region runs from base 69 to 1925 and encodes 618 amino acids.
UUUGACAGUAGGAAUCGCGUUAUAUAUGGUCUCUCAGUUUGAAGAUAUUUGUCAUUAAAAACCAGAACAUGGGCUCUGAGAUAGGGUCCUUUCCUGACCUAUUAAAAAAAAGUCUUUAUCCUCAGGAUGCAAGGGUACCACCCCCUUCCUUUGGAAAGUGUCGAAUCACAUGCAAAGCGCUAAGUCUUUCAGUUGCUUUGGAGUGCAGAACCAUUUCAGACAUGCUGAGGAGGACUCUGCUGUGCGCGGUGCUCGGGCUUCUGCGCGCCCAGCCCUUCCCCUGUCCGCCGGCCUGCAAGUGUGUCUUCCGGGACGCCGCGCAGUGCUCGGGGGGCGACAAAAAAAGCAUCGCCGCGCUGGGUCUGCCCACCAACCUCACGCACAUCCUGCUCUUCGGAAUGGGCCGCGGCGUCUUGCAGAACCACAGCUUCAGUGGCAUGACCGUCCUGCAGCGCCUCAUGCUCUCCGACAGCCACAUUGCCGCCGUUGCCCCCGGCGCCUUCAAUGACCUGGUAAAAAAAAAAACCCUCAGGCUGUCGCGCAACAAAAUCACUCAUCUUCCAGGUGCGCUGCUGGAUAAGACGGGGCUCCUGGAGCAGCUGUUUUUGGACCACAAUGCGCUGAGGGGCAUUGACCAAAACAUGUUUCAGAAACUGGUUAACCUGCAGGAGCUCGCUCUGAACCAGAAUCAGCUCGAUAAAAAAACUGCCGGUCUCUUCACGAAUCUGGGGAACCUGAAGUUGUUGGAUUUAUCGGGAAAAAAAAUGACCCACCUGCCCAAGGGAUUGCUUGGAGCACAGGCUAAGCUCCAGAGGCUUCUGCUCCACUCGAACCGGCUUGUGUCUCUGGAUUCGGGGCUAUUGAACAGCCUGGGCGCCCUGACGGAACUGCAGCUCCACCGCAAUCACAUCCGUUCCAUCACACCCGGGGCCUUCGACAAAAAAACAAACCUGAGUUCUUUGACUCUUUCGAGAAACCACCUUGCGUUUCUCCCCUCUAAAAAAAUUCUUCAUUCGCACAGUUUGACUCAGUUGACUCUGUUCGAGAACCCGCUGGCAGAGCUCCCGGGGGUGCUCUUCGGGGAGAUGGGGGGCCUGCAGGAACUGUGGCUGAACCGCAAAAAAAUGCGCACCCUGCCCGCUGCCGCCUUCCGAAACCUGAGCCGCCUGCGGUCCUUAGGGGUGACUCUGAGCCCGCGGCUGAGCGCGCUCCCGCAGGGCGCCUUCCAGGGCCUGGGCAAAAAAAGAGUGCUCUCCCUGCACUCCAACGGCCUGACCGCCCUCCCCGACGGCUUGCUGCGGGGCCUCGGCAGGCUGCGCCAGGUGUCCCUGCGCCGCAACAGGCUGCGCGCCCUGCCCAAAAAAAUCUUCCGCAAUCUCAGCAGCCUGGAGAGCGUCCAGCUCGACCACAACCAGUUGAAAAAAAUGCCUGGCGACGCGUUUGGGGCUCUGCCCCGGCUGAAGGAGGUCCUGUUGGGGCACAACCCCUGGCGCUGCGACUGUGGCCUGGGGCCCUUCCUGGGGUGGCUGCGGCAGCACAAAAAAAUCGCGGGCCUGGAAGAGCCCCCGCGGUGCGCAGGCCCUGGGAAGCUCGCCGGCAAAAAAAUCUGGGCCCUGCCGGGGGGUGACGCAGAGUGCCCGGGCCCCCGGGGCCCGCCUAAAAAAACCGCUGCGGACAGCUCCUCGGAAGCCCCGGUCCAUCCAGCCUUGGCUCCCAACAGCUCAGAACCCUGGGUGUGGGCCCAGCCCGUGGCCACGGGCGAAUAUCAAGAUCAUGGCAAAAAAAGGGGGUUUUAUUUUCUGCUUUUGGCUGUUCAGGCCUUGAUCACCGUGAUCAUCGUGUUUGCUAUGAUUAAAAUUGGCCAGCUCUUUCGAAAAUUAAUCAGAGAGAGAGCUCUUAAAAAAAUCAAUGGGAAAAUCUUCUAAUUAUUUAGAACGUGACCAGA